AUGUCAACACCAGUUCAGCGAAAGAAAGCUAAUGACUCAUCGGUACCUUUUACAGAUACCUCAUACCAUAAUCAAAAAGAAUCCCGUAAAUCUUCCACUAUACUUAAACCAAUUUUGCAAGGAAUAGUACUUUUUAUAAUUGCAUUUUUUUUGACUAGUUAUUUGAUUACUGAGACUUGGACUUGGGGAUAUCAAAAUAAAUAUACAAAUUGGAGGAAUUGGAUUCCACGUAGGGAAAUUGUAUUUACUGAAGAAGAACUGGCUAAAUAUGAUGGAUCAGAUCCAAAUUUACCGAUUUAUAUUGCCUUGAAUGGAGAAGUAUUUGAUGUGACUAGCGGGAAACAUUAUUAUGGAAAGGGCGGUGGUUAUAGUUUCUUCGCAGGAAAAGAUGCUUCUCGAGCGUACAUAACUGGAUGCUUCCAAACUCAUCUUACUCAUGAUCUUCGUGGUUUAACACCUCAACAGAUCAAGGAUAUUGAAAAUUGGGCUUCUUUUUAUCGUGAUCACCAUUCUUAUUUUAAGGUUGGAAUUGUUAUGCAUCCACCUAUAGACCCGAGUUCGCCUAUUCCAGCACCGUGUGAUGAUGCUUCAGCUCCGAAGGAAUAA
Molecule: messenger RNA, 606 nt
Organism: Cetraspora pellucida
Lineage: Eukaryota; Fungi; Glomeromycota; Glomeromycetes; Diversisporales; Gigasporaceae
Source: the annotation of a GenBank genome assembly